Molecule: messenger RNA, 1605 nt
Organism: Onychomys torridus (southern grasshopper mouse)
Lineage: Eukaryota; Metazoa; Chordata; Mammalia; Rodentia; Cricetidae
Gene: Tex44
Product: testis expressed 44
Exons: 2
Coding region: 1-1605 (534 amino acids)
Source: RefSeq, a predicted model, not a curated record
AUGACCACUGGGCCCUUGGAAGAGGCUGAAGCCACCAGCAGGCCAGUGUAUGAUCUUCCCGAGGCCUCCGUGGGCAGCGAAGCUGACGACAGCUCUGCAAACUUACCUGGAGAGUCUCAAAGUCCAGACUUUCUGCCUGAUGAUGAGCCACCAGUAGACGUCACCGCAGCGCUCACUGAAGAGCAAGAUGUAGACCAGGCCUCUGUGGCAACAACCUUCGCCACAGAGCAAGAUGAAGAUCAAGUCUCCGUUGACACUGACACCUUCAUGGGGCAGGAUGAAGACCAGGCCUCUGUGCAGACUGCCACCUCCAUAGAGCAAUACGUAGACCAGGUGUCCAUGCAUAUUACCGCUGUCAUUGGGCAGGAUGAACAUCAGGCCUCUGUGAAGACUGCCACCUCCAUUACCGCUGUCAAUGGGCAGGAUGAAAACCAGGCCUCUGUGCAGACUGCCCCCUCCAUGGAGCAAUAUGUAGACCAGGUGUCCACGCAGAUUACCGCUGUCAAUGGGCAGGAUGAAGACCAGGUGUCCACGCCAACCGCCACUUCCGCGGGACAGGAUGGAAAUCAAGCCUCCAUAGAGAUGGCCACCUCCACAGGGCAAGAUGUGGUAACAGCCAUCUCCAUGGAUAUAUCAACUUCUGGGGACAAAGACAAGAGCCCAGAUGUUCCAAGCCAUAACCAGGAGAAUCCUGAAGAAAUCACAUCUCUGCUGCCCCAAGAGCCGGGUAUCCUGCAAGUGUUUGUGGGCUUCCAGAACCCAGUGUGGGACAGACUGGCUGAAAAUAACCGUGCAAGUCGGAGCCGCACGGUUUCCCCAAGUGUCUCCCAGCAUCAGGAAAAGACACCAGGAAAGCCGAGUGUUCCUGAAGGGCAGCCAGAAAUAGCUCCGAAUGCUGACGUCCCAUCUGCCCUGCCUGAAGAUGUCCAGCCUUCUGCGGGAGCUACUGACCCAUCCACUUUGGAUACCAGCAGUCCUGACUUAGAGCCCACGGGUACCCAGUCUGCUGAGCAGGAAGCUGAAGGUUUUAAGGCCUUGAACCCUGAAAGCAAAGCUAGACCCCCAGGGGUGACCAGGGAGGAUUUAGCUGAUGACUCCACGAUCCUACAGACCCCACCUUCCCUCAACUCCCCAGGAGGCAGUCCACCUCCCUCUCCAGAUCCCUGCCAGGUGGCCCUGGGCAGGAACCUUCUAGACCCCAGCCAGUACAGGUCUGACGUGGAGAAUGACUACAUGCGGUCCAUGACUAGCCUGCUGGGUGGCGGUGAGGGUUCCAUCAGCUCCCUUGCAGACAUCCUGGUGUGGUCAGACACAGCCACGGGCAUGGGUUUGGCUGUGGGCUUUCUGGCCUCAGGCCACAGCUCUCCAGCUGACAGGCUACAUGAUGAGGGUCCCAGCCUGCGCACUGUCUCCAGCAUCUUGGGCAGUGCCAGGUCAGCUUUCUCCUCUGGCUUGGUGGCUGGAACUGGCUCAGCCCUGCGCUCGGUCACUCACCUGCUGGAGUCUGUGGAGAGACGAACCGCAGAAGGCAUCCGUUCAGCUAUGCGCUACCUGGCCAGCCACUUCGCCCCACGCUGGGCCCGCACUGCCCCCAAUAGUGACUAG